UGUGCGUUCAGAUUAAGCAGCAGAGAGAUCAGUGUGGUCAGUGUCUAUCACAGAAUCUGAAACUGUGAAGUUGUUCCUAACAGAUCAAGCACUGGUACCAUCCACCUGCUGGCCAAAUACUGAGUGAAAAUCCAGAUUGUGAGGCCACAACAUGGGAAACUGCACUUCAGGGAACAAGAAGAAAAGGAAAGGGGACUCCACAACCAAACAUAAAAACAACAUGAAUACAAAGCCAAACGAGGAUGUAACGUAUGCCUCUAUUGACCACAGCACUGCUAAUCCAUCAAGAACAACCAGAGCUGCCUUUGUGGAUGAUUGUGACUAUGCAACAGUUUACGUGCCUGCAGCGCUCCAACCCCAACAUGAGUCUGAAGGCUCAAUUAAAGGCGAUUGUGAAGAUGAUUAUGUACUGAUGGGCUGAACGGGGCAAAAGGAAGAAAUGAUGUAAAAUACUUUUUUAGACGGCUUCCAAGAACUCAUUUGCAUUUCAGCUGCAAAGCAUUCAGUAGAGCUGUCAACCAAGUCUUGAUCUUUACUGAAGAAACUGUGGCUCCAGCCUCGUCUCAACUGUGGUGUUACGAUGGACAAACUUGCAUUUUUUUUUUCUGAAAGAAUCUGCAGUUUUAUUGUAUGAUGGAGACAGAACCUGAUGUUUGUUGAGGACUUUUUUGUAACUAUGCAGGACGUUGUUGUAUCAGUUUUGUAAUCUGUAUUUUUUGUAAAGGGACUACAUGUUAUGUCCAUGAUGAAAUAAUGUUAUGUGUUUAUAUAUAGUAUAUAGUAAUUGUGUCCAUGCCAUAUACCUUCACCUGCUUUCAAAGUCUGUGCUCAAUUGCAACAAAGUGCGUCUGAGAACCAUAAACACCACCCAAAUAUACUGCAAAUAUAUAUUUAUGAUUUGACAUUAA
Messenger RNA from Labrus mixtus (cuckoo wrasse), 908 nucleotides. RefSeq lists its product as uncharacterized. The record is from RefSeq and is a predicted model, not a curated record. The coding region runs from base 152 to 421 and encodes 89 amino acids. NCBI's taxonomy places the organism in Eukaryota, Metazoa, Chordata, Actinopteri, Labriformes, Labridae. The transcript is spliced from 4 exons.